Psylliodes chrysocephalus is the source of this 3587-nucleotide messenger RNA. NCBI's taxonomy places the organism in Eukaryota, Metazoa, Arthropoda, Insecta, Coleoptera, Chrysomelidae. The record is from the annotation of a GenBank genome assembly.
UCAUCAAAAUGACAUGACGGCAGAGGGUGUAGUUCGGCGAAUUUCUUUAAACAAAUUUAAGUAGAAAUUACAACACACGUGUGAUCUUAGUAUGAAUAUAGUAUUUUGUUACUAAUAAAAGACAUUUAGAAGCAAACAUUAAAAAUGGCCUAUUACUAUAAAACCGUCUUGGAUACAUUUUGGAGUGAGCACAUUUGGUUACCCCCUAACACUACUUGGAAAGACAUAGACCCCGAUGUAGAAUCUAAUAUUCGUCAUGCCGACCACAGGCAUCUAUUUUAUCCUUUGCCGAUGUCAGUUUUAAUGUUACUUUUGAGGUACCUUCUAGAAAAAUAUUGGUUUGCCCCUGUUGGAGUUUCCCUAGGAAUAAAGAAUAGCAAGCCCAAAAAGGCACCAGAUAAUCUCAUUCUUGAAAAUGCUUUUACACUCUCUAAAAAGUGGAAACAUAAACAGAUUCAAGGGCUGGCUAAACAGCUGGACAUGUCCGAAAGACAAGUCGAAAGAUGGUUAAGAUUGCGUAAAGGACAGAAUAAACCAUCAACAUUGAUUAAAUUCUGUGAGAACGCUUGGCGCUGCAUAUACUACAUUUUUAGUUUUACAUAUGGGUUAACAAUAUUGUGGGACAAACCCUGGUUAUGGGACAUUAACGAGUGCUGGACCGACUUUCCCCACCAAAAUGUCACUAGCGAUGUAUGGUGGUAUUACAUGAUAUCUAUGACUUUUUAUUGGUCGUUAUCCAUAAGCCAAUUCUUCGAUGUUAAACGUAAAGACUUUUGGCAGAUGUUUAUCCAUCAUAUAGCUACUAUAGUGUUGAUGUGUCUAUCAUGGAUCGUAAACGUGUUUCGAGUCGGUACUCUCGUCCUGUUGGUGCACGAUUGCGCCGACAUUUUCCUGGAGGCUGCUAAGAUGGCGAAGUAUUCUGGUUAUCAGAAAAUUUGUGAUGCUAUUUUCGCAUUAUUUACGGUUCUGUGGAUCGUAACUAGAUUAGGAAUCUACCCAUUCUGGAUUAUCAGAAAUACGUCUAUCGAAGCUCCCAAAAUGGUUCCCAUGUUUCCUGCCUAUUACAUUUUUAACGGUUUGUUGAUCCUUCUUCUGGUGCUGCACUCGAUUUGGACUUAUUUAAUUUUGAAAAUCGUCCAUAAUUCAUUGAACGCCGGCCAGAUGGAAGGCGACAUCCGAUCCAGUACUGAAGACUAUAGCGAAAAUUCGAAAUCUGAUUAAGAAAAAAAAAGUGAGAGAAUAAAAAAAAAGAAGAAGAUGACAGGUCGCCAGUGAAUAUUUAGAAACAUAAGUAUAUUUAAUAUCGAUAUAAGGUGUUUUUGAAACGCCUAUUACCAACUAGGAAAUGUUUUUUCUUUUCGUAUUAAAUAUGUAUAUUUAUCAAUACGUUGAUAUGAUAAAACAGUCCUUAGAAGAAGAUAGAAUAACAAAUUAUUUUAAGUAGAUUUUUAGCUCUAUAUACUUUUCCAAGCGUUUGGACGAUGAUCUUGAACCGUUGUCUGCUGAGCCAUUGUUUUGAGUGUGGAAAUAAAAAAGUCACUGGAGGCCAAAUCCGGUGAAUAAGUUGUGGAUAUUGUAAUCAUUCGAACUUUAAUUCCAUGAUUUUAGCUAUAGAAACUGCACAGGUGUGAACCCAUGUAUUUUUCUAAAUAAACGUGUCUCGCUUCCAAUCGACAAUAAAAGUGAAACCAUAUAACUGAGACUUGGUCAGCUGUCUAGUGAAUAAUUAUGCUUAAUAAAAACAAACUAUUUUCGAUGAUAUGAGUGCUAUCUCUUCAACUUUCUCAGGUAUUACUGAACGAUCCUCGUGUUUAUGAGUCCUUCAAAAUUUCGUUUUUCUAUAUAACUUCACUGUGUGCCAUGAGGCUAACUUCCUGAUAGAAGAGAAGAAUAAAUGAAAAUGGUGCAUUGAGUGAAUAAUGAAAAUUUGUAAAUACAUAACUGAAGCAAAAAUAUUAUCGACGUAUUGAUAAAACAGUAAGGAGAGUUUUGAUAAUAGAAUGACAUUAGUACUGAGUUUUUGAUAAAAAAGAUUACAUAUUAAAAAAAAAUAGUUGUUUGAAAAAAAAAACCGUGAUGAAAUGAAUUGGUUAUUGCCUUUUAAUCUAAUGCAAAAAAUUUGUAAAACUGUUUUACUAUAAAGAUAAAUAGUUAGUAUACAGGGUUGGGUAUAAUUGGUGAAUACCAACCAGAUUUCUGUCUUUACUGAACAAAUUCCGUAAAAAUACUCAAAUUUUGUUUUUUAGUUGUAGCUAAAAUAAUUUUUUUUUUUUAUAUUUUUUCAUGUUAUCACUAUUUUUUUUUAUUACAAACAAAAGAUAGCAAUUUGUUACAUCGUUUAUAAACAAUAUAAAUAAAAAGAGCCCAAUGUGGGAACGUUGAGGAACACCGGACGUCAUUGAUGUAUAUCACAAGACAUUGAGUCAUAAACCAAAACACGCCGAAAGCGAUCAGUUAAGAAAUAUUUGAUCCAUUUUCGAUAGUUACUAGAAAUGUCAAUUUAAGAAAGUUUUUGACAGGCCCUACUGAAUGAUUUAUUUUUUCUUGGGUAUUGCCGAUUAACAAGUAGAACUGCGAUAGCUUUAUAAAAAGCGAAUGUGCCUUAAAUCCCACUCUGCGUGUCAGAGUAGACGGAUGAGAUCGGUUGGCGUCAUGGGAUUUCCAAACGCCUUCUUCUGUUUUAUCUCUCCUAUUCUCGCUUCAUAUGAAUAUUCUUCUUUUCGUUGCUCCUCAUAGUUUUACACUAUACCCAUCGAUUUGAAGACGUAUUCGAGAUAUCACGUUGUUAUCACUUUUUUUAAAUGGCAACACCGUUAUUUGAUAGUACUGAUUAAAAGAGCACAUUAUUCUCUUAUUGACGCUUAAUUUUCAAGAAAGAAAUUUUUAUUUGGUAUUUUUAUCUCGAAAAUAUCAUCAAGAAAUUUAGUGUUCCUAUGCAAAAAAUGUAAUAUUUUGAUUGGUAUUAUCAAAAAAGUGUUUCCAUUCAAAAAAACAUAAAAAUAUAAUUAUAUCAAAAAGAGCAUAUCUAAAAACAAAAUCUACUUAUUUGAGAAUGUUAUCGUAAUUUGUUCAAUAAAGCAAAAAUCAAAUUUUCCGCGAAAUAUGCCCAACCCUGUAUAUUUAUACAACCUUAAUCAAUUAACAUAUCCCACAUGAGUGAGUAUUAGUUGGCAAAAAGUAACCCAGAGCUGGGCAGUACUUGAGUAAAUUGUACUCAAAGUAGUCAGUAAUUUGUACUCGUAAGUACUUUUUAUUUCUUCAGCUGACGAGUAACGAGUACGAGUACCGAUAUGCGCAUACAUAUUAUGAUUCCACCUUGGAAAGGUUAAACCAUUCCAAUACCCCAGAGCUUUUAGGGUUAUGGUUCCUUUGGCUUCCUACAAAAAUUAAAAAAAAAAACUAAAAAUAAUACUAAUCAAUAAAUAUUGAAUUUGAAAAUAUAUAUAUAUAUCUUCCACUUUGCUUCGGUUUUUUUGCUCCCUGUUCUUCUGCUUUCUGCUCUAGCUCCUGUUUUCCUGCCUGGUCUCCUCUUGCCGUUUUACUUUCUUAUCUUACUCCUGACGAAUUGAAGACACUGGUGCAAAAAG